This is a messenger RNA of Onychostoma macrolepis, 1930 nucleotides long. RefSeq names its product family with sequence similarity 98 member B (gene tslig3b). The transcript is spliced from 8 exons. Gene Ontology annotation, cellular component: tRNA-splicing ligase complex. Bases 128 to 1165 code for a protein of 345 amino acids. The record is from RefSeq and is a predicted model, not a curated record. NCBI's taxonomy places the organism in Eukaryota, Metazoa, Chordata, Actinopteri, Cypriniformes, Cyprinidae.
UGUUGUCGUUUCUCGGCGGUCGGCUUCAUUUGAGCGACGCACCGCCGGAGACGAGCGGAGGAUUUCAGUAAAUGUGAUGUGAUUUAUGUCAUUAAUGUGGUUUAUUUGAUCAGAUGUGAAUGCGUUUAUGAUGGAGAGCGAUAUACUGGACAUCCUGGAGCAGGUCGGGUACGACGGGCCGCUGGCGGAGGAGGCGUGUCUGCUGGAGGCGUGUGGGCGGGGCUUCAGCUCAUCUGAAUAUGUCAGUCUGGUGACGUGGCUCUCAUCCAGACUCACACACACACAGGAGCCGCUCAUCACAGAUCCAGACAGAUGCAUGCUGGACACCGGCAGACUGCUGAAGGACCUGUGCUGUCCGUAUAAAGGCCUGGCGGCGCGACUAGCAGACGGAGACGUGAAGGACACCGAGGAGCGUCUGAAGAUCGUCUUGUUCUUGGCGUCGGAGCUUCAAGCGGAGCAGAUGGUGUCCAGUAAGCCGCCGGCGGACGCGGAGGAGCUGGACGCGUCUCUCCAGGAUCUCAGGGUCAUCUGUGAAGCGCUGAAGCUGCCGGAUCCGGCCGGACGAGACGCCAGAGACGCGUUCACUGCUGUGGAGCAGCAGGUGAAGGUUUUACUCAAACAGCUUCCAGAAGCACACGUCGGAGAUCCUGCGUUCAAGAGCUCCCUCCGUCCGGACCAAUGGGGCGAGCUGGAGAAGAUCAGCGGUGUUCUGUCGGCGGAGUACGAGUGUCGGCGGCGCAUGCUGAUCAAACGGCUGGAUGUGACCGUACAGUCCUUCAGCUGGUCCGACAGAGCCAAGGUGAAGAUCGAUCGGAUGGCCAGAGCGUAUCAGUCGAAGCGCUAUUCUCUGUCGCUGCGGUCGGCGGUGAGUGCGGCUCAUCUGCUCGCCGCGAGGCAGGACCUCUGCUAUAUGGUGAAGACCAGCAGCGGCUCGUGCCGAGAGAAAACCAGCUGCGCCAUAAACCGAAUCCUGAUGGGCCGGGUUCCUGACCGCGGCGGACGGCCGUCUGAGAUCGUAGCGCCUCCGCCGGAGAUGCCUGCAUGGCAGAAGAGAUCUGAUGGAGGAGGAGGACACGGCGGGAAUCGAGGAGCAGGAGGAUGGAGAGGCGGACGGAGAGCAGGCCGAUGGAGCAGAGGAGGCCGAGGAGGACAGUACUAUCACUGACCAUAGACUCCGACUGUCUUUCCUCUCGGGAAAUUCAUUUUAAAUAAGCCUGUAGUAGUUUGUUUCAUUGAACUUUUUAAUUUCUACAUGUCCAGCCUGAGAAAUCGUGAAGGCAUCAUGCAUUGCUUCAAAAGCCUGCUGAAAGCAAUGAAGAAUAAAGCCGUUAAAAUUUAUGAAAUGUGACUUUUUUUUUUAACUUUUUUAUAUAUAUAUAUAUAUAUAUAUAUAUAUGUGUAUAUAAAACUACGGCAUGAAGCAGGUUUAGUGGCUAACAUGGGCUGCGUUUCCCAAAAGUAACUAUGGUCGCAAGUUCCGUCGUUACCAAUAGAGUUCAGUGGAACUAACGACUAUAGUUAGCUAACGAUGGUUUUGGGAAAUGCACCCCAGGUAAGUGAGCCAAUCCUGGAUUCUCUCAGAUUUUGUGUGUUCCCAAGGUCCUGAUCCAAGAAUGUGUUUUUAGGUUCCCAUUAUGUGCUGUUUAGAGAGCUAGGGAUCAGGAAUGAUUCCUUAUAGAGAUAUCACUCACUCUCUACUGCUUCACAUUAAAGCACACUGCACAUAGAAAUAAUAUAAGAGAUCAACAAAAUCAGAUUUUCAUUGUAAUGUUGUUUUUCUUAGCCUUUUAAGCUAUAAUUAAAAUAUAUUUAUGUAUUUUUCUUUGUAGGCUUUAAAUGUGUUAAUCUGCAGUGUGGAAGAUUUUUUUCUUUUUCUUUUAGCCAAAUCAAUUUUGAUCGAAUACAUUAAAAACUGCUUAAACUCUGCUUG